UACUAGGUUCCGGUUAAAAAACUCUCAUCGUUUGUUUAAAGUUAAAUAGAAGUUAUUUGUUAUGACAUUCGCGGUCAUAUGUUGGUUUGCCUUCAUUAUUUGACAGGCAAAAACGUUUUAUGUUGCUUGUUCGUUUCAUAUGGUUUUCAUAUAUAACCAAGUUGACACAGAAACGUGUUGAAAGGGAACGUUCAGUCUGUUGUCCGUCUAACAGUGUUGUUAUUCUCGGACAAUUAUCAACUAGUCAUGCGUGUUUAUUAUGGAUUAUGAAAAAACAAACUGUGAGCACAUUUCAAAAGCAAUCAUACUCACAGUAUUGUGAGUACCACAGUAGAAAAGCGAUGCAUUUAGUUAAUAGCUAUAUUAUCUGCUGAGAGGAUGGAUUUGGAGGAGAGAUAUGAUCGACUCAUUGCAAAAUGUGUUGAGAAGGACAAGUAUAUUCGGCGCCUGGGAAAUGUACUCAGAGGCUGUCGUUGUGGUAUUGUCACAGGAACACUGCUGGAUGAACUAUGUUUGACUGAAUCUGACCUGGAAAAAAAUGAAUACUUGCAGCUUCUGUCCCCAUUUGUACACAGUCAUGCACGAGUCAGAGUACAGGGUGAUGUGACUGCCAGUGAGAAGUAUCCAAUAGUAUCAGUACACAACAACCCUCCAGUGAAUAACACUGUACCCUGGGGGCAAGUCACUGCUCUUACGGCUUUGUCGACCGAGCUUGGAGCAAAGCAAGACGACAGACUUCACCAACAAUCCACCGAAGCAUAUCACAGGAAUGAUAGAGAUGACGCCCAAUUUAUCUCGGUGUCCGACAACCGGUCAUUCCCUACUCAGAACACGCACAGUGUCGCAGAAAACUUUGUUGACAGACCCAACAUAGAAUCUGAACACAGCUACGCCAAUGGAGCAGAAAUAACAGAUCCAGGAUCGCAGUACGUUCCUCAAGGCAUCAUUAGUCUUCCAGAGUCCAACCAUUUCAACAGAGUGAGCAUCAACGGCGUCAGCGAGGAGUAUCAACCUCAGCAUAUACACAGAGAGGGUGGGGAGAGACCGCAUACCACGGGCGAGGAAUCCGGGGAGAGGUAUGUUGGCAGCACGAACAAUCAGUUUGCUGAUGCCACGCCGCAGAGUGAUACGGACCACAGUGAUCGGUUCAUCAGUCGGCAGAGUUCCGAAACUGGAAACUUGUUGAAUAAUUUGACUGAUUUAGCAUAUCAAAAUUUUGUGGACAAUGUUCCAUUUUCACCUGUAUCUCCGGCGGAGUCGAGCUCUGAGAUCUUCAACCUGCAGGCGCCGGUCAUCUCGAUGCAGGUGACGGAAAACAGAGUGCAGCAUUUGACAGCACAAAAACCAACCGAGUCACUAGAGCAAGUGGAAUUGAGACCAAAGAUUAUUUCCCACAAAACUAAACAUCGGUGUGAUGUGUGUGGAAAAUGCUUCGCUAAGCCAUCAAAACUAAACGAACACGUCCGAGUUCACACAGGAGAAAAACCUUUCAGAUGUCCCACGUGCCAAAAAUGUUUCGCCCAGUCCGGCACCCUGAAAUACCACAUGAGAAUCCACUCCGGAGAGAAGCCGUUCACGUGUACAGAGUGCGGCAAGACAUUCACACAACCAGGGCAGCUGUCAUCACACACACUCAUCCAUCAAGAAAAGUCCCAUAAGUGCCAGCUGUGUAAGAAAAGCUUCACGGAGGAACUCUUACUAGAACGCCACAUGAAAAUCCACAAAAAGGAACGCCCACAUAAGUGUGACAAGUGUGGGAAGUGCUUCCUCCAUUCCGGUAAUCUCGUCAUUCACAAACCAAAGUGUGGCGGGGCCGACGAAGACUUGAAGUGUAAGGAGUGUGGAGAGGUCUUCCUGUCAAGGGACGAUCUGGAAGAUCAUGACGAAACUCAUUCGAAGAACAAGCCCCAUCAGUGUGAAAUCUGUUUGAAAAGAUACAAGCAGGCAAUAAGCCUGUGCAAGCACAGGAGUUCCCACAUCGAGCUCAAACAGAAGCUGCACAUGUGUGAGCUGUGCGGACAGUGCUACAGCAAACCCAGCCUGCUGAAGAUACACCUGAGGAUCCAUACUGGUGAAAAACCUUUCAUGUGUGAUUUGUGUGGCAAGUUUCACGGCAGCGCCAACAAUCUGCGACGUCACAUGUUAUCCCAUACCGGGGAACGUAAUUUCAAGUGUAAGGAUUGCGGGAAGGACUUCUCAACGGCACAUAAUCUGGAGUACCAUUCUCGUGUUCAUUCGGGCUUGAAGCCAUUUAAAUGUGACGUUUGUGGAAAGGGGUUUCCCUUUUCGUUUAGCCUCGACCGUCAUAUGCGAACUCAUAAGAAUGUUCAUCGGACAUGACUGAUGUCUUACCUCAUUGUAUUCAAAAAGCAUUUUGAAACUUUUAUACAACUACAUGUACAAUGUUAAAUGAUAUUUUUAGCCCACCUGAUCUGAAAAUAUUCAAGUGAUCUUAUGUUGUUUUGGGGAAGUCACCACCAUCUGCCUGUUUAAAUGUUUACCUUUUAGACAUCUCCUCUGAAGCAAGGUCUAUGAAGCUGAAACUGGAUAUUUGCAGACAAUUUUGAUCUGAUGUUGGAAGUAUCUUUGUGGCAUUAUUCUUUCUAUCUGAAUGUAUAAUUUUAAAACUUGAACUGAAAUUUUGCAGGAUUUUCCCUGAACAUGUUUUUGCCUGGUUACCAUGGUUACUGGUUAUGCUUGAUGUUUAUUUUCAAGUUUAGUACUUUGAUCUUGUUUUAAAUCUUUGUAUUAGCAUGGUGAACAUGUAUGUAUGACCUUCGGCGUCCUGAUUUUCUCAUGCUAAUGGACCAGUGAAGAUCUGGGGGAGAAUAGAUCUUCAGCAACCCAUGCUUGCCGUAAAAGGCGACUAUGCUUGUCGUAAGCGGAAACUAACAGGAUCGGGUGGUCAGGCCUUCUGACUUGGUUGAUGC
Molecule: messenger RNA, 2930 nt
Organism: Haliotis rufescens (red abalone)
Lineage: Eukaryota; Metazoa; Mollusca; Gastropoda; Lepetellida; Haliotidae
Product: zinc finger protein ZFP2-like
Exons: 4
Coding region: 379-2340 (653 amino acids)
Biological process (GO): regulation of transcription by RNA polymerase II
Molecular function (GO): DNA-binding transcription factor activity, RNA polymerase II-specific; RNA polymerase II cis-regulatory region sequence-specific DNA binding
Source: RefSeq, a predicted model, not a curated record